This is a messenger RNA of Aureobasidium pullulans EXF-150, 1651 nucleotides long. RefSeq lists its product as uncharacterized. NCBI's taxonomy places the organism in Eukaryota, Fungi, Ascomycota, Dothideomycetes, Dothideales, Saccotheciaceae. The transcript has a single exon. The record is from RefSeq and is a predicted model, not a curated record. The coding region runs from base 162 to 1289 and encodes 375 amino acids.
GCUUUCUUUUAUUCUGUUCCGUUUACAGUCUCUUCCCUUGCAACAUUUAUCACCUACUGUCCCAUACCGUUCCAAACAACCCCUUCAUAUUUCGGAUACUCUGUGUCUUGAUCAAUACCAACAAACAUUUGACACCCAUACUGCAAUUCUGCUACCAAACGAUGGCUCCUGUCAGCAAAGCCCGGAAAGCACAAGCCAAUGCAACCAAACCCUCAUCACAAGACAUCGAUGCACAUAAAAGCUCAGAUAUGACUGGAUCCGACCUGGACUUGUAUGUCGACGAUAGGGAUGUAUAUUCUCAGAACUCGUUGAAACGCAAGCGAUCAACAUCACCUCCAUCCACUCCAACACUCUCGGCUGGAAUGGACAGCGACUCUGCUUCGAGUUGCAGCUCUCUCGAACUCAGCCCAAGGCAUCAAUAUCUACCACCUAUGACUUUGACCAUCGACGUCCCCCAAGGUCACCAAGGACCCUUGGUAGUAAACCUCGAUAUCAACUCCCUGCUGGCUCAGGCUCAAUCUCAAAUACGCCCACUUCCAACAUGCCUCUCUCGUUCCCAUUCGAGCGCCGACUCAGGUUACUCCAGUACUGCAAGCGUUACAUCUGAGAUCAGCAAGCCCGAUACCACUUCGAAACGCAGUUUUCUGGAUCUGCCUGCUGAGAUACGCAACCAGAUCUAUCGCCUUGCAUUUGUUUCAGAGGAGAAGCUGGACUUCGCAUAUCCUAACAACUUCAGCCGAUCUUCAGCCCUCCUCCAGACUUGUCGUCAGGUUCAUGAGGAAGGCCGCAGUAUUCUGUACUCCGAGAACACCUUCUAUUUUCAACGUCGCAAGAAGGAGCGUGCUGUUCGCUGGACCACUGACGUUUACGAGAUUGGUUACAAGGACAUUCGAUUCUUCCUCAGGAGUAUUGGCCUCGCCAACGUCGGUCUACUUCGUCAUGUCAUCGUGAUGUUCGAGGAUGCUCAGCCUUCUAUGAAUACCCACCUCAAGGAUGCCGACGAACGCAGAUUUACGAACGAUAAGGAUCUGAUGGAUACACUACGCAUGCUGGGCGACCAUGCUAUGCUCAAGACUUUAGAUCUGUGCUUCCAAGGGAGAAGAACUUUCUAUAACCGGGACGAGUCUGAAUUCAUUGCACACCUUACUCGCAUCAAGGCAGAUCAGGUCAAAUGCAUCAACAACCCUGAUACCCCCUUUUCCAACUGGAAAGGUCUCUCUAAAAUCGGCUCAGCAGAUGCAGGCCGCCUCAUCCAUGAGAUGACACGACGAGUCACCAUCUUCCGAUGAUUCAAACUUGAGGUGGGACCGAGCAAUAAAUUAUUCGUCGGAUCUCGAACCGCACUCGGGAGACAAUUUUUUACGACAUGACCAUUGUAUGGUGCCCCUUCACUUGCCGCGUUCAGACCAGCGUUGCAUUUCAUGUUUUUUUUUUCUUACUCUUGUUCCAUGACAAAUGUCACUAUCACGACAGAGCGUUGUUUGAGAAGGAGUCAAAAUAUCUGCUUUUUGUUAUCAAUACCCGGUGCUUGGAUGACAGGAGACAAGCAUCAACGGACCUCAGGCGAAUGGGAUGCCUUCGAGUCAAGGAUUUAUCGGCAGUUCUAACGAAAUUAUGACAAUGUAAAAGGAUUGCCUUCCAGGCCCUUUCU